AUGGCCAAGACUCCUCUGCCUUUGGUUUGCCUGGUCCCUGGUGGUGUGCCGGUCUUCCACCCAGUGGGUACUCAAAGCAUUGGACCAACCUCUGGACUAUUCCUGCACAUGCAGUGGCUCCAGGCUUCAGUAUGUAUCCUCGUUAGGUGUUAA
Trametes versicolor FP-101664 SS1 is the source of this 153-nucleotide messenger RNA. RefSeq lists its product as uncharacterized. The coding region runs from base 1 to 153 and encodes 50 amino acids. The record is from RefSeq and is a predicted model, not a curated record. Lineage: Eukaryota; Fungi; Basidiomycota; Agaricomycetes; Polyporales; Polyporaceae. The transcript has 2 exons.